Molecule: messenger RNA, 1599 nt
Organism: Acanthaster planci (crown-of-thorns starfish)
Lineage: Eukaryota; Metazoa; Echinodermata; Asteroidea; Valvatida; Acanthasteridae
Gene: ssbp1
Product: single stranded DNA binding protein 1
Biological process (GO): positive regulation of helicase activity; mitochondrial DNA replication
Cellular component (GO): mitochondrial nucleoid
Molecular function (GO): single-stranded DNA binding
Source: RefSeq, a predicted model, not a curated record
CCUUGAGUUGCACAUGCAUGCGCUAGCGCUAUGCACGGACAAAAUUUCCCGGGAAAACCUCACUGUACUCGUAAUAUGUAGGCGGAGCAGGUGCAAGCCAUUUUAAAAGUGGAUGAAUAUUGCACUGUUGAUGAAAAAGCGUCGGACAAUCAGCAGGUGAAAUGUACAGAUCAUCACUAGCACAGUUUGUCAGGUAUCUUGGGAGGGGAUACAGUACAACGGUGAAGUCGAUAGAAACACCUGUUGUUGAACGCAGUGUGAAUAAAGUGACACUCCUUGGUAGGGUUGGACGGGAUGCAGAGAUGAGAGGUGUUGGAAGCAAUCCGGUGACACUGUUUCCCCUAGCGACCAGUGAGACAUUCAGGAUUAAGCGAGAGAGUGAAGAAGACGAACUAAAACAGAGGACCAGCUGGCACAGGAUUAAUGUGUUCAAACCAGGGCUGCGGGAUGCUGUCUUCACAUACUGCAAAAAGGGAUCCAGAGUUUUGGUGACAGGGAGGAUCAGUUACAGUGAGUAUUUCAAUGACAGCGAUCAGAGGGUUACUGCGACAAAUAUUAUUGCAGAUGAUGUAAUAUUCGUUGGAAGUGAACCCAAGCUGAGAGACUCAGACCUGCAAUAUGAAGACUAGACAGUGAACUUCUGGAUUGGCAACAUGGUGCGUGACCCAUUGUUGGGUCAAUAACCCUGCUGUAACACUGGCUCUGAGUACAACCCCCUCUAGUGGUGAAAAUGUGAAAAUUACUGGAAGGUGAGGGCACUCAGGCAUAUCACUCAGAAACAUUUGCAAAGUGUUGGCACUCUGUCAUCUACGCUUUUGUGCGCAUUCAGUCACAACUUGGUCCGGUGCUUUGUAAGCUUGAUCCACAUGUAUAGCGGAUGUCUUAAAGAGUUGUCCUAUAUUAGUGCACAAGUGUUAUUUGAUAUCUGAUAUAUUCAUAGGAAAGACAAAAGUGGGACUACAUUUUUUUACUCAACUUGGCAAAUUUUAUUUUAAAUGAUUGUAAACUAUCAACCCUGAAAAUGUCAUACUGAGUUCAAGUCUUAUUCUUGUGGGAAUUCUUUGGUAAAAGAUCUUAUUUUACUUUAAAUAUGAACUGAAAUUGAUUACUUGGAGAAAGUCUUAAUUUCCUUGAAGUUCCAUGUUUGAAGGAUGUUUUGAAUCAUUUAAACAUUUUAAGGACAAACAUUCAGAUACAUUUCCAUGCUUCAGAAAGACUUCUGUUUAUUUUGGCAAGCUUGGGCAUUCACAGAAACAACCACAGGCCUUCCGUGUAGUUCACAAAAGGGCUCCUUUUUAGAGUUAACUUUCAAGUUCGCAUGCAUUUCAAUAUUACAUAUUUACUCCCGACAUCAACUGUGGUCCCAUCCCACAUAUUAAUCAAUACACAAACGCAUGAUACAAACGAUUUACGAAGCAUUGCAGAGCAAAUGAAGUAUUGUACAUAUGCUACCAACAAGUUUCCAAUACAGUACAGUAAAUUAUGUGAAUGGUUAACAAAUUAUGUUUGUACAAGAAAUAUUGCCAUUGUGUUCUCUUCUUCAUGCUGUAAGCAGCGUAUACAUUUACAGUUUUGAAAAUAAACAUUUAAUUUUUUUCA